CUUGUUAAACCAGCCAGAACUGAAGAAAGACCUUCACGCGGGCCCGUGCUGGGGCGCCAUGAGGAGAGCCGCAGCCUUGGGGCAGCGGGCAGCAGAGAUGCUCAGGCUUCCCCGGCCUUUCUGACCCAUCCAUGUGUGCAGCUCUGCCUCUGGGGCUUCGCUCUUGGGUAAAUGUUCUGAAGCCAAGGGCAGGAUGGACAGACAGAGUGCUUCCCUUCCCGUAUUAACGCCUCAUCCUGCAUCCUCGCUGCUCACUCUCAGAGCCAGUCUCCUGCAUCGCUUUGAGUAUUUUUUCUGGCAGAUAUAAUAGGCAUCAGCUAAGUAGGAAGAAAGCUAGACUUGGAUUCCGGGAGACCCAGGUUCAAAUCCCACCUCCGGCAAAUCUCUUUGGAUGCUUAUUUUCCUCAUCUAUAAAAAGAAUAGCCCCUGUGCCCUAGGGUGCUUAUGAAGCUAAAAUAAGAUAACCAAUGAAGAGCAUUGAUUAGACUCUUAUGUGGGACAGGCACUGUGCUGAGGACCACGUAUGUAAAUGUUUAAUGAACCUCAGAGCAUCACACAAAGACCAGCCAAUGUUGUUGUUGUUAUUAUUUUAAGACCCUCACCUUCUGCCUCAGAAUCAAUAGUAUAUAUUGGUUCUAGCCCGGAUCUCUGUCCACUGAGCCACCUAACGGCCCCCACCAGCCAAUAUCAUCAUCGUUGGCCCUAGACUACCAUUCUUAUUCAUUUGUAUUCUAUGAAUAUGAUAAUUCAUUAGAAUCGUGUUCUUUUUAGGAUUUUAUUAUUGGAAGAGCUUCCUUAGUUAAGGAAAGACGUCCCUAUUUCUGCUCUUCUCUUACCUGGGAGGAGGGGAGGAGAUCUUUUCUUAGUGUCAGAAGGUUCUUUCUUCAAGAUCAGUGUUGGCACUGCCUGGGGCUAGCCGGACGUGUGAGACAUAGAGGAUGGCGAGCCAGCCUCAGAGCCAGCGACUCCAGAGCCCAAAUCCUACUCUGCCAAGUGCUGUCUCGGUGACCUCCCAGCCCUCUGCCCAGCUCACUCGGUGCGAAUUUAGGGUCUGUAGCAAAGAAGGUGCUCCUAGAAGAAGUCCUUCCGUGGGAGAACUCUCUUCUGAUUCAAGGCGCCUAACCUUCAUUUUCCUCAGUUUCCUCUUCUAUAAAAUGGGGAGAAUAAUAGAACCUGAUUCCCAGGGCUGGGAGGAUCAAAGCAAGUAUGUCUGGAAAGCAUUUUGUAAAGGCUAAAUCCCAGGAGACAGUCAUUGUUGUCGCAAUAAUCAUGUUGAUGAGGAGAGGACAAUGUUCCCGCAUCUGUAGGCUGAUGUGAGCUUAAAGGCGCCUCCCCAAAGCCAAGGAAGCUGUGGUUCCUUCUUGCCAUUCCCCGAGCUCAGGCUCCCUUCCCUGGGGCAGAAGCUGGCCGGAUUACCCCGGGCACAGGUGCCCUGAGGGGCUUGUGGGCACUCAUUGUCUGGAAAAUGGCUGGUAGGCUGGUGCCUUUCCAGGGCAGAGUAAAUGCCCUGGACCCUGAUAGAAUCGUCCCUGGCAGCCAGUGCCCAUGUCUAAACCCUUGCUUUCCUUUCUCCUGAUGGACAGCUCUGCCCGCAUCUCCCCUGGCAUCUCCCCUGGCAUCUCCAGCUCCCUGGAUGGAGCCUUUCCAUUCCUUUCCCAUUGUUGGUUCUUAAGAAAUGCUCCUGGACUGGACUGGACUGAACAGAACUAACUUUGGCUUCUGAGAUUAUGAUCCACAAUGCCAUUAACUCAAGUUAUUCUUGCUCUCAUGAACGCCAGUCGCAAUCGGCAUCCAGGUAGCACACCUACCCCAGGCCAGACAUCGUAGGCGUUGCUUUACAUGUAUUGUCCCACUUGAGCCCCAUCGCAGCACCGUGAGGGAGCGCCUCAUAUUAUCCCCAUUUUAAAGAUGAGGAAACUGAGGCAAGCAGAGGUUAAAUGAUUCACCCAGGGUCCCACAGUCAGUGCACAUCUGCGGCAGGAACUCCUCUCAGGGUCCACAUAGGACUCGGAGUUAGUAAGUAGCCACGACGACAACCGUAAUACUAACUAACGUUUAGAUACGACGGUUCUGCUACAAUGCGACAUGUGUGUUCCCAAAAUGCUAGGCAAAACUCACAGUGACAACCAGGGGGUGGGGGGAUGGGCUCAGGGACCCAAAUGCUCCAAACAUCUUCAGUGGGGCAGCUGGGUGGCUCAGUGGAUAGAGCUCAGGCUAGAGGUGGAAGGUCCUGGGUUCCAGGCUGGCCUCGGACACUUCCCAGCCAAGUGGCCUGGACAAGACCCUCAGCCCCCUUGCCUAGCCCUUACUGUUCUCCUGCCUUGGAAUCGAGACAAAGGGUAAGGCUUUGAAGACCUAUUAGACGUGAGAGGAGAGCAAGGCCAAGCAGAGGAGCCCAGUAACAUGGGCCAAAGCUGUCUGGGUUCAAGGCUUAAGGCAUAACUUGGCCGAUACCCAGGGGCUGUUCUGCCCAUGGCCAUGGGCUGUGGCCUGGCCCACCCCCCAGGCUGCCCAGGCUCCGAGGAAGGCUGUGGGGAAGGAAGGCCAUGGGGAGAGGGCAGGGCCGGGGCCUUCUCUUCCCUUCCCAGCUUCUUUCACCCCCUCGAUACAUCCCAACUCCUGGGGCUGGCCUUGGGGGUUCUCCUGAACCCCUGCGGCUCGCCCGCCGCAUCCAACCUGGAAUCUGGGUGAUGCUCAAAGUAUUCCCAAUGCUUCAGUGGGGCUGGAGCAAAGCUGUGUUGUCAAACUCUCGGUGGCAGCAGAACUGACUGUGCACAUACGUGCCAAGGAGCUCCGCUGUCAGCUGUGCAGACGGCCGCCCUCCUGCGUCUUUGUAGAGAACGCCAUCGCCGGGCGACUUUGCUGGGCGCCCACAGCUCCUGCCCAACACCGAGCCUGCACUCUGCCGCCUCCGUUCAGCAUUAGGGUCACUUGGCCCCCUGCAUAUUACCCCUCCCCUUCGCAGAUUGCUCUACGGACGUUAUUGCCCUCUUUGAGCCUUACGCCGUCCCUGUGUCCCUGCGAGGCCGACACUAAAGGAGUUAGCCACGUUUUUCCAAUGUGAAGACAACCAAGUUAUGUGACUUUCCCAGGGUCAUACGGCUCUCAGAAUUCUCAGUCAGAAUGUAAACUUGGGGCUUGUGGAUGCCAUCUAGCGCCUGUUGGCUGCCUCUUGAGAGAUGGGAGCUUCGAAUGGAAAGGAUUGGGUUUCCCUCCCAGCUUGGCCCCUCGUACUGUAACUUUAUGUUCCUGGUCAAGUCCCUCCCCGUGUCGGGUUAUCCGGUCCUGAGGAACCGAGGACACGGGACUGUGUAGCCUCCCAACUUCUCUCUAGGUCUAACAGGUUAAGCUUUCAGUAAUGUUGAAUUUUUUGAAUAUACAAUUUGGAAAUAAUUUGAAAUUUUGUCUGAUCUUGUAGGUGGCCAUCAUUGCGGGCAACUUUGAGCUGGCUGAGUAUAUCAAGAACCACAAGGACACAGAUAUCGUGCCAUUCCGAGAGGCCCCAACGUACUCGAACCGGCGGCGGAGACCCCCGAGCACACUGGCAGCCCCCCGAGUCCUGCUGCGCUCCAACAGUGAUAACAACCUCAACGUGAACAACCUCCCCGAUUGGUCCGUCUGCUCCUCGGCCUCUUCCCACCGCAGCCUUUCCCCACAGCUCCUGCAGCAGAUGCAGGGCAACCCGAAUGGCACAGUGAAAACCAUUGGGAGUUACACGCCGGGGCCUCGGAGCCGCUCUCCGUCGCUGAACCGCCUUGGGGAGGAUGCCAGGAGGCAGCAGCAGCAGCCGCCACCGCCGCAGCGGCAUAUCAGCUCCGGUGGCUUUGCUCCUGGUGCCAGCAAGGAUGCCAUCUCCGCCUUCGACUAUCCGGGCCCCAAGCGCAAGCUGUACAGCGCGGUGCCCGGGAGACUGUUUGUGGUCGUGAAGCCAUAUCAACCUCAAGUGGACGGAGAGAUCCACCUUCACCGGGGCGACAGGGUCAAAGUGUUGAGCAUCGGCGAAGGCGGCUUCUGGGAAGGCAGCACUCGGGGGCACAUCGGCUGGUUUCCCGCCGAGUGUGUGGAAGAAGUUCAGUGUAAGCCGAAUGAGAGCAAGCCAGAAACUCGCACCGAUAGAACCAAGAAACUCUUCCGACACUACACGGUGGGCUCCUACGACAGCUUUGACGCCUCCAGCGACUGCAUUAUCGAGGAGAAGACGGUGGUCCUGCAGAAGAAGGACAAUGAGGGCUUCGGCUUCGUGCUCCGGGGGGCCAAAGCUGAUACUCCCAUUGAAGAGUUCACCCCGACGCCAGCCUUCCCUGCCCUGCAGUAUCUGGAGUCCGUGGACGAAGGAGGAGUGGCCUGGCAGGCCGGCCUGAGAACGGGAGACUUCCUCAUCGAGGUGAAUAAUGAGAAUGUGGUGAAAGUCGGGCACAGACAAGUGGUGAACAUGAUCCGCCAAGGAGGGAAUCACUUGAUCCUCAAGGUGGUCACGGUUACCCGGAACCUCGACCCCGACGACACAGCCAGGAAGAAAGAUAAAGUCGACGAAGUCGUGCCGGCGGCCAAGCCGUCCAGGACGGCGGAGAAUGUGGCCGUGGAGUCGAGAGUGGCGACCAUCAAGCAGCGGCCCACCAGCAGGUGCUUCCCAUCCGUGGCGGACAUGAACUCCCUUUACGAGCGGCAGGGCAUCGCCGUGAUGACCCCCACGGUCCCAGGGAGUCCGAAGGCCCCGUUCCUGGGCAUCCCUCGAGGUACGAUGAGAAGGCAGAAGUCAAUAGGUGUAUUCGUCAAUGGCGGCUCCUUGGAAACUCAACCGUUGGCCAACGCGCCUGGCGCCGGUGGUGACUCCGAGCCCUCGGCCGUCCCCAAAGCAUUGGCGAUGCCCAGGAUGCUUUCCCCAAGGAGAAUCACCGAGGAAGAGCGUCAGUUCCUGGCUCCCCCGAUGCUGAAGUUCACGAGAAGCCUGUCCAUGCCCGACACCUCGGAAGACAUCCCGCCUCCUCCGCAGUCCUUGCCUCCUUCCCCGCCACCGCCCUCCCCGACCGCCUACAACCCACCCAAGUCCCCGACGUCCAGACCCUAUGGGACCAUCAAGCCCCCCUUCAAUCAGAACUCGGUCCCUAAGGUGUCUCCAUCCCCUCGGGCCGAGAACAUCGGCACGGUGAUGCGCGAGAAGGGCAUGUACUACCGGAGAGAGCUGGACCGCUACUCCCUGGACUCCGAAGACCUGUACAGUCGCAAUGCUGCCGCCCAGGCGAACUUCAGGAACAAGAGGGGCCAGAUGCCCGAAAACCCGUAUUCGGAAGUGGGCAAGAUCGCGAGCAAGGCCGUCUACGUGCCAGCAAAGCCCGCCAGGAGGAAGGGCAUGCUGGUGAAGCAGUCCAACGUGGAGGACAGCCCUGAGAAGACUUGCUCCAUCCCCAUCCCGACCAUCAUCGUGAAAGAGCCGUCCACCAGCAGCAGCGGGAAGAGCAGCCAGGGCAGCAGCAUGGAGAUCGACUCUCAGUCCUGCGAGCCUCCCGGGCAGCUGCGGCCCGAUGACAGCCUGGGUGUCAGCAGCCCCUUUGCCGCGGCCAUUGCCGGAGCCGUCCGGGACAGGGAGAAGAGGCUGGAGGCGAGGCGGAACUCUCCGGCCUUCCUCUCCACGGACCUGGGGGAUGAGGACGUGGGCCUGGGGCCAGGGCCGCCUGCUCCCAGGACAAGGCCUUCCAAGUUCCCAGAGGAAGAGAUGUUCGGCAAUGAGGAAAGCCUGGGCCCGUUGCCAUCUCCCACGCCAGUGGCAACACCGAGGGAGCCCGAGAACCAUUUUGCCAACAGUGAGGCCGGCAGCCAGAGUGAGCCGGGGAGUCUGAGGACCCUGAAUUCUGUCCCCAAAGCCAAGGGUCCCGAAAACAAUGCCGGAGCGGCAGCCAAGAGCGGGAGCGCGGUCGGCCCGGAUAACUAUGUGCAUCCCCUCACCGGAAGGCUACUGGACCCCAACUCACCAUUAGCUCUGGCCCUCUCGGCCAGGGAUAGAGCGUUGAAAGAAACUCAGCAGGGUCCCAGCAAAGGGGAGGCAACCAAGGCAGAUCUGAACAAGCCUCUGUACAUCGAUACCAAAAUGCGGCCCAACAUGGAGCCCGCCUUCCCCUCCGUGACCAGGCAGAGCACCCGCGGACCCCUGAGGAGGCAGGAGACGGAGAACAAGUACGAGACGGACAUGAGCAAGGACAAGAAAGGAGAUGAGAAGAAGAACAUGCUAAUUAACAUCGUGGACACCUCCCAGCAGAAAACGGCUGGCCUGCUGAUGGUUCACACUGUGGAUGCCGCCAAGUCGGAUGACUCCCCCGAAGAGGAAGAUGAGAAAGGGGACCUGAACCCAGAGCCAGAACGCUCUCCAUCCGAGGUGCCCGAAAGCAUUCCAGAAACCGAAGGUGCUUUACAGGUCUCGGCCACCGGCCCGGGCAAGGUGAUGGCAGCAGCAGGCUCUGUGGAUGAGCCGGUGGUCUUGCCAUUCCGUAUCCCACCCCCUCCUCUGGCAUCCGUGGAUCUAGACGAAGAUUUUAUUUUUACAGAACCAUUGCCUCCACCCCUAGAGUUUGCAAACAGUUUUGAUAUCCCUGAUGAUCGCGCGGCACCAACUCCCCCUCUCCCAGAUCUGGGGAAACCGAGGAAAGAUUCCCCCCAGUCCCCUUCAUUCCUCCCCAACCAAUCAACCAACUCCGUAGACAGUAAGAAACCGGCAGGUCUUUCAAACUGUUUGCCAGCCUCGUUUCUGCCACCCCCAGAAAGUUUUGAUAAUGUCACUGACUCUGGGAUCGAGGAGGUGGACAGUCGGAGUAGCAGUGACCAUCACCUUGAGACAACCAGCACUAUCUCCACCGUGUCCAGCAUCUCCACCUUGUCCUCGGAAGGGGGUGAAACCCUGGACACAUGCACGGUCUAUGCAGAUGGGCAGGCAUUUAUGGUCGACAAGCCCCCUGUACCUCCGAAGCCAAAAAUGAAGCCCAUAAUCACCAAAAGCAAUGCCCUUCACAGAGACGCCCUGGUAGAAGAGAACGCAGACGGCUUUGUGAUCCCCCCGCCGGCGCCGGCACCACCCCUGCCAGCGGGUGGCGCCCAGCCAGGUGGGACAGCCAAGGCUCUCCAGCAAAGGACCUCCAAGCUGUGGGGAGAUGUCCCUGAGGUCAAAAGCCCGAUUCUCUCAGGCCCCAAGGCAAACGUCAUUAGCGAAUUGAAUUCAAUCCUGCAGCAAAUGAACCGAGAGAAAUCUACGAAACCAGGGGAAGUGUUGGAUUCACCGACUGGAACCAAAACCGCUAGCCUCAGUACGAGGAGCACGGAUGUCAUGAGCACCGUCUCAGGGACGCGGAGCACGACGGUCACCUUCACCGUCCGCCCUGGCACCACCCAGCCGAUCACCCUGCAGAGCAGGCCGCCGCCGGACUAUGACGGGAGGACCGCUGUCACGAGACGUGCCCCGAGCCCCGUGGUCUCGCCCACAGAGAUCACCAAGGAGGCCCUGAGCGCCCCUGUGGCCUCCGUCUCAGCCGCGUCCCCUUCACCUACUCUGUCUGAGGUUUUUAGCCUUCCGAGCCAGCCACCUUCCGGGGACCUGUUUGGCUUGAGCGCGGCAGCGCGCAGCAGGUCCCCGUCUCCCUCGAUACUGCAACAGCCAAUCUCCAAUAAGCCUUUUACAACUAAACCUGUCCACCUGUGGACCAAGCCCGAUGUGGCUGAUUGGCUGGAAAGCUUAAACUUGGGCGAGCAUAAAGAGACCUUCAUGGACAAUGAAAUCGACGGCAGUCACUUACCAAACCUCCAGAAGGAAGACCUCAUCGACCUCGGCGUGACGCGAGUGGGCCACAGAAUGAACAUCGAGAGGGCGUUGAAGCAGCUGCUGGACAGAUAAGGGCGCCUGCUCCUCCUCCCUAGGCCUUCAUGGACUUCUGCUUAUAAGUAGAGAUGGGCUUGUGCUGCAACCGCGUGAGGCCCCCAGCCCGGCUCCAUCCCCCUCCUGUUGCCCAAAGAAAGGCCGAGGGCAUCUUGGCGCCCCAGGCCGGGUCCGCCACCCCUGAGCCGCGGCCAGGCAGAGGCGCCACUCCCUUCAGUCGAGGGGAGGAAGGGAGAAGGGCAUUCCACCUCCCUUGCUCCUCCCAGUCCCAGAUGCCAGCCCAGGAAGGGGCUCGGCCGGAUGGAUGCCCCCUGAGCUGCUCCUCCCUUGGUUCUGACCGGCUCCUGACCCCCCAGGUCCAAGCACUGGCUCUCGCUCAUCCCUCUCCCCUCGUUAGUCGGUCCCUGCUCCCUGGCUUCCUUGUUUCCAAGCGGUUGGCUUGCGGGAGAAGCAGCCCCAGAGGUAUUUAUUUAUGGGCUGCACCAUCUUGGGGCCCCGGCGGUCCCCGGAGUCUCACCCAUCUCCUCGCUGGGACUGGAGCCAUAGCUGUCGGGCAGAGAGGUGGAGAGACCUUGUCCGCAGAUCGUGUCCUGCUUUGCUUACCUUUAUUUCUUGAUUUCUGCAAAUAAAUCUAUUUAGCAUAUUUCCCAGGCGGCCACCUGAGGCCACCCGGAGUUAGUCAAAGCACAGAGCCACGAUGUAGAGACGGAAGGGGAGAGCCAGCCCGCCCCGGCCACUUGCCACCUCUCUGCCAGACACGGGCUGUCCCGUCCAGACAUGUCCGGCUGGGCUGGGGAAGACGGUAGGUCCCCUCCCUCCCCUGCUCCUGCUCCUGCUCUCGAGCAUUUGUUACACCCCAUCGAGGUUGACGGAGGCGAGCCCAGACAUUGGCCCAAAGGACAAUCCGAUCCAUGAGGUGAACCAGGGCCCGCUGGUGCUACCUGGACCGCGGGGUCUUUGUCAGGAGCUGCUGUCAGGGGCGCCGAGGUUGAGGAGCCACACCGUGACAGCCCCUUGGCUGUCUGGGGCCAGGGAGAGCGGUGUGUCCAGAAGUCUCCCCUCCUCCUUGGGCCUCAGGGAAUCUGCAGCCUGCUGUGAGAGGGAUGGACAGAAGGCGGACAGGACCCGGGGCUGAGAGGAGCAGCCCAAUUCCGAGCGGGGGUUGCAGUGCAGAAAUGGAGGCAGCAAAGCGAGGGCCCGCCAAGGGGCUAGGAAAGAUGCUGGUCAUUAGUCGUAGAGCGAGAUCACCCCGACUGCCAACUUUUCUAGGCCCUCUUCUAUGUCUUUCUCCCCUCCCUGACUUGGCGCAGGCUCCCCGAGGCUCCCAUCUGCGAGGGAGGUCGCCAACUGCCCACAGCUAGCCAAUGUCCUGCCAGGCUUCCAGUGUACUCCCCGCCCCUGUGGAAGGGGCCCAAAGGCUGGGGUUUGCUUUUCCGUUUUCUUUUCCAGACGAGGCCGCCCAUCUCUAGUUAUAAAACGAGCCUUUUUUCUUUUCUUUCUUUCCUUUUUCUUACUUUUGCUCACAAUCAGGUGUGUCUGAUUACGUCUGCAGCAGCCCUCGAAUGAGUACGGCAAAAUUUACCAAUUUAACUCUUUCUUUACUGCAAGUUUAAAUAGUUGUAUAGAUAGUUUAUAAGCACAAUAUUUUAAGAGAAAAAACAGUGGCUGGUCUACUAGGCAGCCUUUGUGCUAGGAAGUGAAAACAAACAAACUUUGGUGAUUUAAUACUAAGAAUCCUAUUUCUGUGGAAUAAUUCUAAAGUCUGACCUUUUUAAAUCAAACUUAUUUGGAUGCGUCUGAACCAGCAGAGCUGUGUUACGUUUUCUAUCUUUGCUAGAACUUCGGCACCGAAGGACAAACGUCUCUUCGAAAGGGGUCCCGAUUCACCGCGCGGCCGGCGGACCGGCGGUCGCUCGCUGGCUCGCCUCCCCGCUCCCAAAGCCAACAAAAAGCCACUCGUCCCCCGUCCCUCCCCGCCCCCUGGAAAACCAGUCUUUCUUUUGACUUUGCCUCUGUUCCGAUCCCCUUUGCAGGUCAAUCUUUGUAUUUGGAAGUUCCAACCUAACUUGUAAUAAAAAGAAUGCAUUCGGGCAUUUUCCUUCAGAGUACUUUCGGUUUUUCCAUAGUGAGACAAACGUUGCUCUAGAGGAAGUUGGAGAGAGGCCAGCGGAGGGGCCGCCAGGGUGACGCAGGUGUAAAAAACAAGCAAUGGUCCUUCAGCCAUCAUUUGUCUUCCAUUUGGCGAUAUGGCAGAAUCCAGUCAAUAAACCACUCACUAGUUCUCUUCCGGCCUUUGCUUUCAGCCGGUGUUGCCUCGGCCGCACCGGAACCCAACCGAUAGGAGAGCUCAGCCAGCGGGCUUCCGGGCUGCCGCUUUUUAAUCGGCUCCGUAGAGUUUAGGUGUCUGGAGUGGUGGCCCCGGGGGCAGCCCGGCUCCUGGGUGCGGAUCUCUCCAGACUCCCGGCAGCCGAGAUGCGGCGUCCUCGGCAGAAAGCCGGAGGAGAUGCAAAAGAGCUGAUGAAAUAGUUUAUUUUUACAUUGUGUCUUACCGAAUAAAGGUAAUCGGGCUGACCCAGGGCCUGCUUUGACCAAUAAAAUACUUGUUUGCCAAGA
Molecule: messenger RNA, 10471 nt
Organism: Monodelphis domestica (gray short-tailed opossum)
Lineage: Eukaryota; Metazoa; Chordata; Mammalia; Didelphimorphia; Didelphidae
Gene: SHANK2
Product: SH3 and multiple ankyrin repeat domains 2
Cellular component (GO): postsynaptic density; dendritic spine; postsynaptic membrane
Molecular function (GO): ionotropic glutamate receptor binding; synaptic receptor adaptor activity
Source: RefSeq, a predicted model, not a curated record